AUGGACAAGAACUGGGUUUGGAAACCAAGGGCUAGCCUUGAGUAUCAGGAAGGAGCAAUUAGUUUUGUGAAGGCAUCAGCUUUGAGAUUGGGUCAUCCGACUGAUUUGUUGUGUCCCUGCAUUGACUGUCGCAACUUGUGUCAUCAGCCUACAGAUACAGUCGUCGAUCAUUUAAUCAUCAAGGGUAUGGAUCAGAAAUACAAGAGGAAGGAUAGCUGGUUUGAACACGGAGAUGUGUGGAGUGAUAAGCCAUCAGAUAGCGGAAGUGAAGAGCAUGAAGCUUAUGACUUGUUCAGAACAGCUUUCUUUGAUGGAGAAGUUUCACAGCCCCAUACCGACGAUGAGGUUCAGAUAGAAGAAGGUGACAGUAAGGAGGAAUCUGAGUUUAGGAAGAAACUCGAAGAUGCUGAAACUCCACUAUACUCUAGCUGUCUCAACCACACGAAAGUUUCUGCAAUUAUGGCCCUUUACCGCAUUAAAGUCAAGAGUGGUAUGUCUGAGAAUUACUUCGACCAGCUCCUCACUAUAGUUCACGACAUGCUUCCGGGUGAUAAUGUCCUUCCGAGAUCAACAGAUGAGAUGAAGAAAUUCUUGAAAGUGUUUGGUUUUGGAUAUGAUCAGAUUCAUGCCUGCACAAACGACUGCAUUCUUUACCGUAAGGAAUACAAGGACAUGACAAGCUGCCCAAGAUGUGGUGUCUCAAGAUGGGAAAGGGAUAAUCACACUGGUGAGGAGAGGACAGGGAUACCAGCCAAGGUUCUGAGGUAUUUUCCCAUCAAAGAUAGAUUCAAGAGAAUGUUUCGAUCUAAAAGGAUGGCUGAAGACUUAGUUUGGCAUUAUAACAAUGCUAGUUCAGACGGUACAAUGCGGCAUCCAGUAGACUCUAUAACUUGGUCCAGUGUGAAGGAUAAGUGGCCACAGUUCUCUGACGAAGCAAGAAACCUCCGGCUUGGACUUUGUACAGACGGUAUGAAUCCUUUCUCAAUCCAGAACACAAAAUACAGUACAUGGCCGGUGUUAUUAGUCAACUACAACAUGCAUCCAACAAUGUGUAUGAAGUCAGAGAACAUUAUGUUGACUUUGCUGAUCCCUGGACCAACUGCGCCGAGCAACAACAUCGAUGUGUAUCUAGCUCCUUUGAUAGAUGACCUAAAGGAUUUGUGGAAUGAAGGUAUUGUUGUUUAUGACUCGUUCAAGCAGGAGAAUUUCACACUAAAGGCGAUGUUGUUGUGGACUGUCAGUGAUUAUCCUGGAUUAGGUACACUAGCUGGGUGUAAAGUCAAAGGGAAACAAGCAUGUACUGUCUGUGGAAAGGACACACCCUUUAGAUGGUUGAAGUUUAGUCGAAAGCAUGUAUAUCUGGGCAACAGAAAGAGGCUGCGACCUGAGCAUCCUUACAGACGAAGAAGAAAAUGGUUUGACAACACAGCUGAGGAAGGGACUGUAUCUAGAAUUCAAAGUGGAGCAGAGAUUUUUGAGACACUGAAGGAUUUCAGAAAUAAUUUUGGGAGACCGUUAGAGAAGAAUGGGAAAAGAGAAAGAAAAGUUCAGUGUGAAGAUGGGGUUAUUUCAGAAGAUGAUGAAUACGAAGAAGACACAGAACAUUGGAGGUGGAAGAAAACGUCCAUCCUCUUCGAGUUACCUUACUGGAAGGAAAUGCCGGUUCGUCACAACAUUGAUGUCAUGCACGUGGAGAAGAAUGUCUCUGAUGCUAUCAUAUCUAUUAUGAUGCAAAAUUCGAAGUCAAAAGAUGGUGUGAAAUCAAGAAAGGAUCUGGAAGAUAUGGGGAUUCGAAAGAACUUACAUGUUCAGCUCAAAGGGAAGAGAACAUACUUACCUCAUGCUGCCUAUUGA
Messenger RNA from Raphanus sativus (radish), 1854 nucleotides. RefSeq lists its product as uncharacterized. The transcript has 3 exons. Lineage: Eukaryota; Viridiplantae; Streptophyta; Magnoliopsida; Brassicales; Brassicaceae. The record is from RefSeq and is a predicted model, not a curated record. The coding region runs from base 1 to 1854 and encodes 617 amino acids.